Messenger RNA from Synchytrium microbalum, 1344 nucleotides. RefSeq lists its product as uncharacterized. Bases 1 to 1344 code for a protein of 447 amino acids. Gene Ontology annotation, biological process: DNA damage response. NCBI's taxonomy places the organism in Eukaryota, Fungi, Chytridiomycota, Chytridiomycetes, Synchytriales, Synchytriaceae. Gene Ontology annotation, cellular component: nucleus; cytoplasm. The record is from RefSeq and is a predicted model, not a curated record. Gene Ontology annotation, molecular function: phosphatase activity. The transcript is spliced from 8 exons.
AUGACGGAUUUGAAAGCGGUCGUCCCAUCUGCUAUUCCUCGAACUGCUUUGAGUGGCAGUCGUCCAAACACGUUCGCCUAUGAUACUUUGAAGGACAGAAUGCCUGUCACUUUGACUCAGGCAAUCGACGAAUUGUCACGUUCAUUCCAUGAAGGCCAACCUGAUGACGACAAGACUGCAAAAGUCAAGGCCAUCAUCGCUUCUCUCGGUGCUAUAAAGUACGAUCUUACCCACGACAAACCAUUGAUCCCAUUGACAGAUCAUGCUGAAGAUACUGAAGUGUGGAAUUUCGUGUUGGCGCAUGCAUGGAAGGAUGCUACUUGGUACUCGGCUAGCUGGCUUUUCGCAGAAUGCUACAUGUAUCGCAGGAUGCAAGAAGCCGUCAACCUGUCAGGACUCAAGUCGUUGGACUUGUUCGAGAGCAAGAAACGCUCUGCUUUCAAGGGCAGCAUACCAUCUGUUACAGGACUGGGAACGAUUUUGAAUGACUGGAUCAAUCCGCCACCAAAAGCUGGAUUCCAGCAUCAUCAAAAAGGGUUUACAGAUGAGGAAAUCUUGUCGGACUUGCUUCAGUAUACGCUUUGGGGCAACCAAGCUGAUUUAUCGUUACUAGUACAUGCCAAACACGAUGACAUGCACAAAACUCAGAUAUCUACCAAAACUGGCCUGGAAGACACUCGACACAACAUAAUAGUCGAUGAUCUAGAUCGUAUCGUGCAUUAUCUCACCACUCUGGAAGGAGGGGUGGUUCACUUCGUACUGGACAAUUCUGGUCUUGAAUUGUGUGCAGACUUGUGUCUAGCCCAUUGGCUGAUGCACAAGGGGAUUGCUAACAAAGUCAUCUUUCAUGUCAAAAGCUUCCCAUGGUUUGUUUCAGACACUACGAAACAAGACAUUCAUUGGACCCUCGAGCAAUGCUCCGAUCUUCCCGCACCACUACCUCAUUUAGCAACGGCCUGGAGCAACUGGUUUGCCUCUGCCCGCUGGGAAAUAAAAGCACAUCCCUUUUGGACAUCUCCAUACGCAUUCUAUGAUUUGCCGUCAGCAGCACCUCUCCUGUAUCGUGAACUCGCAGGUGCAGACUUUGUCUUCUUCAAAGGUGAUCUCAACUACCGUAAACUCACCUAUGAUUGUGUGUGGGAAACUACAAUGCCUCUGUCAAAGGCCAUUGGAAACGAUAUGAUUCACAUUAAAGGAGCAGUGCAUAGAACCUGUAAAAGUGAUGUUUGUUGUGGGUUGACGACUGCUCAGGAAGAAGAGUUGGAAAAAGAGGACAAAGAUUGGAUGGUGAAUGGGAAACGAGGUGUCAUUAGCGCCCUGUUCCAUAUCAACCUGGCAACAUAG